Penicillium robsamsonii is the source of this 939-nucleotide messenger RNA. RefSeq names its product PhzF family phenazine biosynthesis protein. The transcript has 3 exons. Bases 1 to 939 code for a protein of 312 amino acids. Gene Ontology annotation, cellular component: cytoplasm. Gene Ontology annotation, molecular function: isomerase activity. Gene Ontology annotation, biological process: biosynthetic process. NCBI's taxonomy places the organism in Eukaryota, Fungi, Ascomycota, Eurotiomycetes, Eurotiales, Aspergillaceae. The record is from RefSeq and is a predicted model, not a curated record.
AUGUCCGGACAAAAGUCACCAUAUGUCACCCUCGAUGUAUUCACAUCAGAGAGAUUCAAGGGCAACCCUGUCGCCAUUGUGAAGCUCGGCGAUAUCAAGUUGUCACAGGAACAAAAGCAACAAAUCGCCAAAGAAUUCAACUUCUCAGAGACAGUCUUCUUGCAUCCCACCACAGAUGGAAAUCCUCAGGUAGACAUAUUCACACCUGUCAACGAGAUGGAGUUCGCCGGCCAUCCCAUAAUUGGCGCUGGCCACUUUCUCUUCCGCCAAAUAAUGGCCGACGCUCCCACUCGCUCGAACAACCUCACUGUAAUGACCAAAGCCGGACCCGUUCCGAUAUCAUAUGAUCCAGCCAACGAGGUUGUCUCUGCUGAGGUCCCCCACAAUAUUCAUAUCCACCAGCAGGGUGCGACACUAAGUCACAUCCUUCCUGUUCAAGCAAGCCUGGUGGCCUCGGAUCUUCAGGGCUUGAAAAAGACAUCACCAGUAGUUUCCGUGGUCAAAGGUGUCACAUAUGCUCUGGUGGAUCUGACUGAAAGACCAGAUCUCUUCGCUAAUAUUGUGCCCGGUGGGAGUCCGGACCUUAAUCUGGACGAAGGAUGGUCGCCAUCCUUCACCGGGGUUAUGUAUCACCGUCAUCUUGAGUCACGUACAGAGGGCAACGUUGUGAUUUGGGAUCUUCGUGUGCGCAUGAUCGCGAUUGAUCUAGAGGACCCUGCUUGCGGUAGUGGGGGAUGUUCUCUCGGGGCUUAUCUUGCGGUAUCGAAUGGUCAGAAGGGGCGGCAUCAUCGGUUCUAUAUUGAUCAGGGAAUUGAGAUGGGGAGGGAUAGUCGGGUCAUUGUGGAGGUGGUCUUGGAUGAGGACAGGAAGAAGGUCUCCACUAUCAAACUCGCUGGCCAUGCUGCAUUUGUAGCGGAAGGGAGCAUCUUUGUUGAUUGA